Molecule: messenger RNA, 1881 nt
Organism: Engraulis encrasicolus (European anchovy)
Lineage: Eukaryota; Metazoa; Chordata; Actinopteri; Clupeiformes; Engraulidae
Gene: meiob
Product: meiosis specific with OB-fold
Exons: 14
Coding region: 102-1499 (465 amino acids)
Biological process (GO): resolution of meiotic recombination intermediates
Molecular function (GO): single-stranded DNA binding; single-stranded DNA 3'-5' DNA exonuclease activity
Source: RefSeq, a predicted model, not a curated record
ACUUUGUUGAUAGUUGUUUUGAGGAGGCCUAGUUCAUUUCUCUUUAAUCGCCUGUUUGGCCGUAAGGUCAACAGGCACGAAAGUCUUUAUACAGACAUAAAAUGGCACUCAAUUCAUCUGUCAAGAAGUAUAUAUCAAUUUCAGAACUACACCCCAACACUGUACAAGCGAGAGUAAUUGGGGUGGUGAUUGCUAAAACGGAUGCUAGAGGAUUCCCAGAUAGGAGAAAUUUUGGCAGUGAGAGGUUUACCUUCGGAUUCACGAUAAGGGACUCACCCGACUAUUUCAUCAACGUGUCAACAUGGGGCAGUGAGGACUACAUCAAUGGCCUGAGUGCCAGCUUCAGAACUGGAGAUUGCAUUGUUAUUGAAAAUCCACUAAUUACACAAAAGGAUUCUGAAAAAGAGGAGCGAUACUGUCCAGCAACUCCAAGUUUGUUCAGAUUGAUGCUGACAGAGGCUUACACAGUGGUAAGACUGUGUGCAGAUGUGGAGGAGGAAAACCGCCUCCUUCCCCUCCUCCACUUGCCCAUCAAGGACCCAAGGGACUUCUACACCUUGGGUGACAUCAACGUCAAUGGUCAAAACCUAGACGGCAGUGUGAUCAACAUUCUUGCUGCUGUCAAAUCGUUUGGGGAACAAAAGUCUUUCACCACUUCAGAUGGGCGGAAAGGACAGCGCUUGGAAAUAAAGCUUUUCGACGAUACUGUGACCUCCUUUCCUCUCGUGUGCUGGGACCGUGAGGCUAUUCAACUCAUGCAGUCAUUGACACCGAAAGAGACAGUGUUGUUCAUCUCUGACGCCCGCUUGAAAUUCGACAGCUUUCGUAACAUGAUGUCCGCCACUGUCAACUCAAAGACGAUUAUCACAAUCAAUCCGGAUACCCCGGAGGCCAACCAGCUUUAUAAUGUUGCUAAGGAGCUUGCAGAAUCAGGAGCCCUGGGUGACACAGACAACCCAUCAGCAGAUAACAUACCAUUGGAGUCCAUCACUGAUGUGCUGACUGUGAGCCAGGCGAAGAGCAGAACCCAGGAGAGUUUCGAUCCUUUCUAUGCCAUCACCUUUGCUUUUAUCUCCGCUCUUCCCUUGGACACCCCCUCCAAAGUCAUCAGGCACAGAUGCUCCAGGUGUAGGUUCUCAGUGUUCGGGGAUGUGAUGGAGUGCAGCAGCCUCACCUGUGCUGGCCAGGGUCAGGAGCUGGAGACUGUGUCCGGCUUCGACCUGCUCAUGGACAUCAGCGACCACACAGGCACACUGCCAUCCUGCUGGCUCUCCGGCACAGUGGCUGAGAAAAUGAUUGGCUGCAGUGCAGAGGAAUACGUGAAUCUUUCCGAGGCGGAACAGACAGGCCUGAAAUGGAGGUUCCUUCUGGAAAGAUGCAAGAUUUACAUAAAGGUUCUGCCAGCACCCAAAGUCAAGAGUGGUUGGAAAGUCAGCAUCCUGUCCUGUACACUGGCUGAUUCAGUGGAAGUGCAGCAAAGCUUAGAGACUGAGCCUUAGAUUCUUACUCUAUUACGCUAUUGCAGAUGACUUCUUCCACUGUUCUGUUUUAUAUCUUUUUCUUAAUUUAUGUAUUUUAAACAUUAUAAAUAGCUGUUAUUAUAUUGAUUUAUGUAUUGUUGAUUGCUGAUUGUUGAUUAUUGUUGGUAGUCAUGUUAUUAUGUUAGUCAUGUUAUAGUCAUGUUAUUAUGAUAAAAUUGCUGUUGAUAUAAACUAUUGUUAUGUACCAUGUCUUUAUUUAUUCAGUUCUCAUCUCACUUAUUUUAUCAGUUAUAUUAUACUUAACCAUCUGUUAGAAAUGAUCCUCCAAUCAAAGUACUUACAUGUGACAAAACAUUAAAAAAAAAUGAUAAAAAGCACAGAAAAGAGAUAAUGGAUCAAG